Molecule: messenger RNA, 3508 nt
Organism: Danaus plexippus (monarch butterfly)
Lineage: Eukaryota; Metazoa; Arthropoda; Insecta; Lepidoptera; Nymphalidae
Gene: Reck
Product: reversion-inducing cysteine-rich protein with Kazal motifs
Exons: 18
Coding region: 314-3145 (943 amino acids)
Biological process (GO): extracellular matrix organization
Cellular component (GO): plasma membrane
Molecular function (GO): protein binding; metalloendopeptidase inhibitor activity
Source: RefSeq, a predicted model, not a curated record
AUGAUAGCAUCGAGCUUGUGUUAGAGAAGGAUAAUGAUAGGCUGAAGUUGAAUGAAUUUAUGUCGGUCUAUUUAGUAGCGCGUCAAUUUGGCGCGAGAAAGGUUGUGAGGAAGAUACUGCUCCGAUGACACGAAAAGCCCGCGAAUCGCGAUACUAGUGCAUUUGAUAUGUUUAGUUUUUGUUGAACUUUUUUUUUAUAAAUGAGAUAUAAAUAUUACUUUUACGAGUAAGGUGUUUGUGCCUUAUGUGAAGUUAUUAAUUAAAAGCAUAGAUGGCUGAUUAUCUUUAGGACUGUGCACACAAUCAUGCAAUCAUGAUGACAAGAAGAUUGCGACAAGUAGCGACGAGCCGUUGGUGGACGACUAGGUUUAUUAUCGCUGUCACUUUGGCUACCGCUAACUGUCAAGACAUAUCGGCGUGUUGCGAUAAAGCCGUUGGGACGUGUCGGAGUGUGUGUGAAAAGAUGUCGCUGGUGGAGAUGGCUUCCGAUUCUGCAAUGCGGGAAGAGAGAAUAGAAAACAUUUACAAAUUCUGCGCCCCUCAUUUGAUAGAGUUCUGGAUAUGCAUGAAUCAGACAAUACAAGAGGUGGUAUCACGGUCUGGUUGGUGGGGGCGCGCGUGUUGUGCUUUAGGUCAUUCGGCCAAGUGUCGUAGAGCUUGCGCCACAGCCUCUGAUGCGAGUGCUCUGUCUGAACCGUGCAGAAGAUCGGAUGAAAUAAACUUCUUCGACUGCGUGCAGAAGCAGCAAGAGGGACAGUGGUGCUGUUCUCAAACACGGUCAAUAAGCUGUCACGAAGCGUGUCAGAAAGCUGUGUGGAGGGUCGGUCAGACCAGAGCUGACAGUGGCGCCAGGGAGAAGGCCGCUGAGUUGUGCGAGCAGUCACCAGCGUUGCUGCACUGCUUCCGAGAUCUGACAGCAUCCACUGUCCACACCGACACUUCUAAAUAUUUACCAUGCUGCCACGAAUCUCCAAGUCAAGAGUGUCGUAGUACCUGCGAAACAGUGCUCAGAAGAACGGGGGAGUCCCAGGAAAUCGCGGAGGCGUUGUCCCAGGAAUGUGGUGCUCCCGCGAUCCACGAUGGUAUGUGGCAGUGUUUCCUAAGAAAAGACGCGCCUCCAGAAACCAAAGACGUUAUUCCACAUGACGUAGCAAAACUUCAUUGUUGUCAGAAGGGCGCUACGAUUAAUUGUAGAAGACUAUGUUUCUAUACAUUUAACAACGGCUGGCAUUUAAAUUGGCAGAAAUUCUAUUCUGAAUGCCUCGGAGAUCCACAGGAAACGGAAAUGGCGGAAUGUAUAGAAGAAGUCGAGGCUCCGUGUUCCUUGGGCUGCGCCGGCCUUACAUACUGUAGUCAACUCAACAAUCGCCCGACCAGUUUGUUCCGAUCGUGUUCAGCUCAGGCUGAUUUGGACGCACAUUUGGCCGUCGCCGAGCAAAAGGCUAGUGGGGACGUCACUGUGGCAGGGUUACGUUUACCGUUGAAGAAUUCUUCCCAGUGUACUACAGAUAUCUGGAAGAGCGUCGCUUGUGCUCUUCAUGUGAAGCCCUGUACACUAAAGGGUCACAGUAGCCUGUUGUGUGCUGAGGAGUGUCGUCGCCUGGUCUCCUCAUGUGUGGAGUGGUCUCGAGCCCCGCUGUCAGCCGCCGCGCUCUGUGCUAGACUAGCGCCAGCUCGCCCUGACGCUCCAUGUGUGUCACUGGCCGAGUUCCUUACAGCCAGUCCCGAACCGCCUUUACUAUCAGCUACGGAAAUGGUCACUUCCCCAUGCGCUGGUUCUCCCUGUAACAGUUCCCAAGUGUGUGUCAUCAACAGAAGUUGUAUUCGAGGAGGAUCUUGCUCAAAGUAUACAUGCAUUGACGGAUGUCCGCUAGGUGAUGGUAGCCCAUAUGUGGUUCCCGUCGGUUCCUGGGUGAGGGUGCCCAUGCCCUGUGCUGCACAGAAGGUCUGCAUCAAGAUUUGCCGCUGCGGUAACAAGGGGCUGUCAGACUGCCAGCCGUUACCCAGCGUCGCCCUUGAUAAUUGUCGAUUGCAUGAUAAAGUGGUCAAGCAUGGUGACAAGUACUACAUGGAGUGCAACCCAUGUGUGUGUGUGUCUGGUGAGCGUGUGUGCGCUCGUCGAGCGUGUGGUCGCGCGGCGCUACUGACGGGUUUGCCCUGUAACUGUCCCCCUCACCAUCUUCCAGUGCGAUCGCCAGGAAGGCUCUACCCUAAUGCCUGCUUGGCCAAAUGCGCGGGCGCGACGGACGCUGAGAUCGAAUUCGGUUCGGGAGGUGUUUGUUCUGGCGGCGAAUGUUCGCGGCUCGCGUGUCUCCCCGCUCGCUCCGUCUGCCUCUCGCGCUUACAGACAGCGUGUCCGCAGCACGUGUGCGUGAGUACAACCAACUGCCACACCCAGCCGCUGUCGCCAGUGUGUGACACGGACGGACAUUCCCACUCCAAGCCCUGCCAGCUCAUCAUGAGUGGUCGCCGGUUUGCCUACUGGGGACAAUGUUUACAGGGAUGUUCAUCGAGCGGAACAGUUUGCGGAGUCAAUGGCAUCACCUACAGCUCUGAAUGCGCCGCGUGGUCGGAAUACGUCAGUGUGGACUACAACGGAGCUUGUUUUGCUGUUGGUCCCAUAUCAGACCUCAUGGAGCCAAAAUGUCAGUUCGACAGAAUAAUGUGCCCUCCAUUGAAGAAACCGGAUUGUCUCGGAUAUACUGCCCCUGGAGCGUGUUGCCCGAAAUGCGGUGGAGCUUUGAGAAUAUUAUACUCUAAAAAACAAAUCGAUAGAGCGCUUUAUGGGACCAAUAUAUCGGCUUCCGUUAUAAACCUGCACAAUGUUCUGUCGGCUCUGGACAGGCAUGUCAAAGUGGCUGAAUGCGCUUUAAGGGGCUAUCUUACCAUCGAAAUGGAGAUUUUCGUCACCAUCGAAUCAGUAUUGAAGAAUCCGACCGACCUGCAGCUGAACGUCUGUGUUUUGGAAGCGGAAAAACUUGCUGAUCUCAUAAACCGGGAGAGUGCUCUUAUUUCUAGUGAUUUAGGCUUGAGUGCGUUGUCGUACGCCUUGAUAGUGCACACACAUCCGUCUCAGGGCGCGUCCGUUGUGAGUUUGUCGUUGGCCAUAAUAUUAUCGUACACAGUAAUUUUCGUUCUGAGGUAGACGUUUGUAGUUAUGUAUAUAGUAUUACUUAGCUGUUUGUAAAUAGUUAUUGUAUAUAUGAAACGUUGUUUACCAAAUAUAUUAGAGUUACGGUAUUCUAUGCUUUGGUUUGCUUUACCUCAGGCACCGUCGUUGUUGUAGAUUGAUGUUGUGAGUCAUGUGCCAUGUAGUAUAUACUUAUGAAUUAUUUAAAUAUUGUAUGAACAAACGAUAGACUGAUAAGAAACUAAAAGACAAUGUACCGAGUAGUCCUUGUACCAAAAAUAUUGAAAGUUUUUAUUUUGUUUUGUUGGCGUACGUUUCUAUGGGCGAGUUUUGAAAUAUAUUUAUAUAUAGGCAAUGCAAUAAAACGAACGAUCAUGA